Molecule: messenger RNA, 168 nt
Organism: Fusarium proliferatum ET1
Lineage: Eukaryota; Fungi; Ascomycota; Sordariomycetes; Hypocreales; Nectriaceae
Exons: 2
Coding region: 1-168 (55 amino acids)
Source: RefSeq, a predicted model, not a curated record
AUGGCUCUAGAUCCCAUCAAGCACAACCAUAAAAAAGCCCAAGAUAUCCUGGUUGCCCAUGCCGGUGCAUGGACGCAAGAGGCCAACUCGUCUCCUUCGAAAAGUGUGAUUCCUAAGAUCGAGGAAAGGAUCGAGGCAUCUAAGAAAACCUCUGGCAAGAAGGAGUGA